AUGGCCUCUAAGCCCGCAAUCGAAUAUGAUGCCAUCAUUGUUGGCAGUGGCUUUGGUGGUUGCUACCUCCUCCACAAGCUUCGGACAGCCGGUUUCAAAUGCCUUGUCAUCGACGACGCCGCCGACCUUGGCGGUGUCUGGUUUUGGAACUGUUACCGAGGUGCCCGGGUAGACACUCCUGUGCCCCUCUACGAGUUUUCCGACCCAGAUCUUUGGAAGGACUGGACCUGGUCCGAGAGGUACCCUGGCCGUGACGAACUGCGUCGAUACUUUGAUCAUGUCGAAUCGAAGCUGCAUCUGAAGAAAGACAUUCUGUUCAACACUCGCGUGGUAUCCGCCGAUUUCAACCAAGCCGAUAACUACUGGAAUGUUCUAGACAAUGCCGCGGUCACUCGUACGGCGCGAUACUUUAUCCUCUGCACCGGGUUUGCUGCCAAACCAUUCAUCCCCACCAUCGACGGCAUCGAUACCUUCGCAGGCAUAUCCUGUCACACUUCCAAGUGGCCACAGGGAGGCAUCGAUUUCCACGGCAAGCGAGUUGGAAUUGUCGGAAACGGCUCAAGUGGAUUGCAGGUCAUCCAAGACGUCGCGUCGGAGGCAUCUCAUAUGACUGUUUUCCAACGCAGUCCGACAUAUGCCUUGCCGAUGCGUCAGACGCCGCUACAGGACAAGGACCAAGUCAAAGCCGAGUACGAGGAGCUUUUCGAACGCCGGAAGAAAAUGUUCGCGGGUCUGACUACCGAGUUUAACCCCCAGUCGGCCGUUCAGGUGUCCGACGAGGAGCGCGAGGCCUUUUUUGAGAAAAUUUGGACUCAGGGCGGGCUUUCAUUCUGGCUGGCUACCUACCAGGAUGUUAUUCGAGAUACCGAGGCGAAUAAAUACGCCUAUGAGUUCUGGCGUAAGAAGACACUGCCUCGCAUCAAGAAGCCCGGCCUCGCUGAACUGCUGGCCCCUGAAAAGCCUCCGUACUAUUUCGGAACGAAGCGGGCUACCCUGGAGCAAAAGUACUACGAAGUGUACAACAAUGACCAUGACGAUAGGGUUAGCCUAGUUGUCCCCAAUGGAGUCAUCACCAAGGAUGGAACCCUCCGGGAACUAGACAUCCUCAUUUUCGCCACUGGAUUCGAUUCCGUCACAGGAGGCAUCCUCUCCAUUGAUAUCAAGGGUGUUGAUGGGCUUCCUCUGCAAGAAAAGUGGAAGAACGGGACCUAUACUCAUCUCGGCAUGAUGACGGCGGGAUUUCCCAACAUGAUGUUCUUGUACGGUCCCCAGGGCCCGACAUCAUUCUGCAAUGGCCCAACAUGCGCCGAGCUCCAGGGUGACUGGAUCAUCAAGACAAUUAUUCACCUUCGAGACCAAAACCGUCACCACAUUGAUCCCACCGGAGAAGCUGAGCAGGAGUGGCGCACUCUCGUCAACCAAAUUGGUGAUAUGACCUUGCUCCCCCGAACCAAGUCCGAGUAUAUGGGCACGAAUAUUCCAGGAAAGCCAAAGGAGAUGCUGAACUUCCUUGGUGGUCUGGUCGAGUACACCAAGCACAUUGACAAUGCCUUCAACCAUGGAUUCCAGCAGUUCGUCGUGUACUGA
Molecule: messenger RNA, 1587 nt
Organism: Scedosporium apiospermum
Lineage: Eukaryota; Fungi; Ascomycota; Sordariomycetes; Microascales; Microascaceae
Product: Cyclopentanone 1,2-monooxygenase
Exons: 2
Coding region: 1-1587 (528 amino acids)
Molecular function (GO): oxidoreductase activity
Source: RefSeq, a predicted model, not a curated record